Messenger RNA from Sordaria macrospora k-hell, 1815 nucleotides. RefSeq lists its product as uncharacterized. Gene Ontology annotation, molecular function: zinc ion binding; DNA-binding transcription factor activity, RNA polymerase II-specific. The record is from RefSeq and is a predicted model, not a curated record. NCBI's taxonomy places the organism in Eukaryota, Fungi, Ascomycota, Sordariomycetes, Sordariales, Sordariaceae. Gene Ontology annotation, biological process: regulation of DNA-templated transcription.
AUGGCGACCGCCUACGGGUUUAACAGCUGUAAUGUGUCGCCACGGACGAUGAGCACGACACCCGAAGCCAAGCAAGUCACAUUUGUUCUUCACGAAGCCCGUAUACCGCUCCGAGUUUCAAUCUACCCGCACGACGCCACCGAGUCCAUCAUUACCACUGUCAAGAAUUUCUACGGUUUAUACUACAAUGAGCGCGCGGGAAUCAGCUUUGAGGACGAGCGAGGAAACACCAUGAUUGCCCGGUACGAAAACUUUGUCGACCACCAGUCCGUCCAUGUCCGCAUCAUCGACAACCCCCGCGGGCUAUCACCGAGCUACAACCAUGCCGAUGACGACGAGAGCAACCACUACACACCCAGAACCACACUGCGAACAUCACGAAUCCGUAGUCACUCUCCCCAUGGUACCAGAGGGCGUCGUAGCGACUCAACUGCCAUUGCCGGAAAGAAAAAGCGGUCUCGGUCCUUCAAGACCAUGCAUGGUGACCACGGCGACGGCGUCAAUGGUUAUAGCAGUGGAGAUGAUGCAUCGGGCUCGGUGUCAGGAAAGAACAAGGAGCCUAUCGGAAACACCGACAUCAGUGUUGAAAACAUCGUCGAAGGAGGACGUCGGAAGCGCGCCAAGUUGUUCGAGAGUUCGGAAUUGCCGCUUUUUGCUCCCCCACAGAUGCCAGCAGCUACCUCCAAUCACUCAUUCUCACCCAUCCGACAUAAUGACUCGCACCGACCCCCCCUACCUUUCAGCAAUGCCACUCAGAACCCGUUCAGCAACCCUCGUCCUCUACAAACCCCGCCGAACUACCACAACCACUACGCGGCUUCUAGUACGUAUGCGACGCCAGCCAUUGACGACCGUCGCUCCCGCGGUAGCAUUGGCUAUGAUGCCUCGGUUGCUGCCACCGGGAAAAGAACGAUGCUCACACCUGACCCUACUGUGAGAAGCUGUGUAUCGGAAGAGGACAAAGAUAUACAGGACGUCGCGAUGCAACUUAUGCUGCUUCAGGGAGAUUGGAAAAAUCAUGGGCGAUCAUCAGGCUCGACACUUGAUGAUACGUUCAGCGGUAGAGCAGAUGUUUCUUGCUCCACCGGUACGACGAGCGACUGCGAGAGCGAAAGCGAAGACGAGAUGCCGCUUGCGCAUACGAAGACGGAUGGGUUUGGGAAUCAGAGUGUCUUCCAGACAACGGAGAGCCACUUUGCAGUUCCGCAAGAUGGCGCCGAAGUGAGCGGUGAUGACGCCGACUACGAGGAUGGAGAUGGCGUAGAGCAGGGCACGAUGGCCGCCCCCAAACUCUUGAAGAAUCCGAAACCCAGAUCCGGUUCCCUGAACGGCUCUAGGGCACGCUCACAGUCAACUAGCAAGCCCAAGCCAAUCAAGGCCACCAAGCCGAAGACCAAAAAGACAUCGGCGAAUCCAGUUCUUAUGACACCCGCAUCCAUGCCUGCCUCCCGCAAGCAGUCAGUCGUGUCAACCUCGGCCUACUCGGCGCCUCAUGGAGAGGAGGAACAGCCUGAUCUCUCUACCAAGCCACGCUGCCAACGGUGUCGUAAGAGUAAGAAGGGAUGUGACAGACAACGACCUUGCGGCAGAUGCAAGGAUGCCGGCAUUCCUGCCGAGCAAUGCAUUAGCGAAGACGAGGGUAACGGCCGGAAGGGCCGCUAUGGUCGCCACAUGGGUGUUCCUGUUUCCGUGAACAAGGAGGAAGCGUCGGCUCCGGCAACACUAUUGCCGGCCGCUCUAAUCGCCCCCGCGGGGGUUCUGGGCUCGGUCCCAAAUUCAUCGGCACUCGAUAAGAGCAGGAAGCGCAAGAGGUGA